CCGUUUGUAACGUCAUGUCGUGUUUGUAAUUUUGAAAAUAUUUACUUGCAUUUCAUUAAAAAGUUCAUGAAAUCAGUUUGAAAAUUGGUGAAAGUGAUAAUAAUGGAUAAUUCGAUGAAUGAAACAGAGGCACAUCAAUCUUUUCGAUCUCCACCUCGCCGAAGACGGUCAACAUUCUUCGAACGAAGGGACUCAAUAGUCCCACACGCAAUGACUGACAAUGUAAACUCAAAUAAGAAAGAGGCUGACGCACAUGAAAGGCACUCUGAAGAUCUCACAAGAUAUUGUGAGAAACUCCUGGCUGAGAAAGAAAUGUGGAAGAAGGAGGUAAAUGAGAGGAGGAACAAGUACCAUGACCUGAGACAACAAUACCAGAUGGCUGUAAAAGCAUCUAGCAGAUCAAGAAUGUCUUAUUCAGCACUAUCCAAUGAAGAUAUAGAAUUCAUCAAAGGAAAACCAAACAUAUCCAAACUCAUUGACAGUCAACAGAAACUUCACAAAUCUGUACUCGAGACCCGAGCACUAUAUCAAAGGGCAAACGAACUUGAUAAUGUAAUAUUGACACAGAGUGAAAAUAUUGUCAGUAUGGUCACAGAUUACAUACUAGAAAACAGUACUGUUGGACCAACAGAGUGACCAUGACAUAAACCUCCUUGGUGUUUGUAAAUAAAAUAAAAAAUAUCUCUUGCAACUGGCUGAAAAGACUAUAAGUGCAAUCUCAGAAAAAAGGAUGCAUUGCAAAUGCAUUAGUGGUAAUCAGAAAAAGUACAUGAUUAUGUAAAUAGCUCUAUGUAAUAAAAUCUGAAAUAGGUAUCACAAAAUAUCCUUAUACAAAUAUUGUGCCAUAAAAGUAAGAGAUAUUAUUGUUAACUCUAUAAAUAUUAAUUGCAUAGUUGCCAAGUUUUAUGGUGGCAAUAUUUAAUCUGUAGGUUAGUGUAGCAACAAUCUGUUCUAUAUCAGCAGAUAUUAGUUGUAAAUAUAGUGUAAUCAUUAAUUAACUGUGUAAAUAUUUUUAUAAUAAAAAGACUAACAUGAA
Molecule: messenger RNA, 1036 nt
Organism: Spodoptera litura
Lineage: Eukaryota; Metazoa; Arthropoda; Insecta; Lepidoptera; Noctuidae
Source: RefSeq, a predicted model, not a curated record